Dibothriocephalus latus is the source of this 351-nucleotide messenger RNA. Lineage: Eukaryota; Metazoa; Platyhelminthes; Cestoda; Diphyllobothriidea; Diphyllobothriidae. The record is from the annotation of a GenBank genome assembly.
AUGAACACUUAUAACGAAUGUCAGCUUGAAUAUCGGGACAAAUGCAAGGGCCGGAUAAAGCUACAAUUGCAAAUAGCAGGGAAGCCGGUUUCCGACGACAAAGUCGAGGAAAUGCUGGAUUCUACGAAUCCAUCCGUCUUUACGGAAGCUUUAAUGGAACAGACAGAAGCUGCUAAAAGGUCUCUGUUAGAAAUCGAGGCCCGUCAUGCAGACAUUUUGAAGCUCGAACGUUCCAUCGAAGAAAUGCGCGACCUCUUCUCGGAAAUAGCUUUGCUUGUUGAUCAACAGUUUAUACCAGAGUUGAAAUUUGCUUUUCUUGCAAGUUUUCCGACAGUGGUUUUGACUCACUAG